GUAAUCGUCACAGCAGUCAUGGAUGGAUUGGGUACACUUUCAGAUGAGGAAACACAUCUACUGAGGACAACCGGAUUGCUCCCUGUUACUCCGUCUGGAGGCGGCAGAACAAGAACUAGAACCCAGGCUUCCCACCCGGGUGCCUAGCAGUGUCUCCAAUCUGCAGCGCUGGGUGCUGGGGCUGUCCGGGCAUAAAACAUGGUCCCUUAGCUCGUCAUGCUUAUGAUCUGAACCGGAAAACACCGACACACGAGAGAAGAUAAGCUCCAAGGGAGGCGCCGGGUUUGCGCAGCGGCGGAAAUGGGCAGGGCGGAGCGAGCGCCGCGGCUAAAGCGAAGGCGGGGACCCAACCCAUCCCUGGUCCCGCCGGCUCCUCCCACCCCGGGUCACGCCGUGACAGGGGCGGAAGCGGCGGCGGCGGUGGCGGCGGCCGAGAGGAGCCUGGGGCUCGCGGCGCGGCUCCUGCCGUCCUGUGCGCGCGGCGCGCGGCUCCGGAGAGGCGCCUGCAAUCCUGGGCAGCGCGCACAGCCUCGCCGGCGCUCAGAGCUGUGCCUUUUCCCCGAGACUCCCGGCACCUCCUCAGCGCAAAGAUUAUUUAAUGUAAUGGCAACCCCACGGGGGAGGACAAAGAAAAAAGCACCUUUUGAUCACUCUCCAGAUAGCCUUCCUUUAAGGAGCUCCGGGAGGCAGGCGAAGAAGAAAGCAACAGAGACGACAGAUGAGGAUGAAGAUGGUGGAUCAGAGAAGAAGUACAGGAAAUGUGAAAAGGCAGGCUGCACAGCGACAUAUCCUGUGUGCUUUGCAAGUGCUUCUGAAAGAUGUGCCAAAAAUGGCUACACCUCCCGAUGGUAUCACCUCUCCUGUGGGGAACAUUUCUGCAAUGAAUGCUUUGACCAUUACUACAGAAGCCAUAAGGAUGGAUAUGAUAAAUAUACUACAUGGAAAAAAGUAUGGACUAGCAAUGGCAAAACUGAACCUAGUCCCAAAGCUUUCAUGGCAGACCAGCAACUCCCCUACUGGGUUCAGUGUACGAAACCUGAGUGUGGAAAAUGGAGGCAGCUCACCAAGGAAAUCCAGCUUACUCCACAGAUAGCCAAUACUUAUCGAUGUGGUAUGAAACCAAAUACUGCUGUGAAGCCUGAGACCUCAGAUCAUUGUUCCCUCCCAGAGGAUCUAAGAGUUUUGGAAGUUUCCAACCAUUGGUGGUACUCUAUGCUCAUCCUACCUCCUUUGCUGAAAGACAGCGUGGCAGCGCCCCUGCUGUCUGCCUACUACCCUGACUGCGUUGGCAUGAGCCCCUCCUGCACCAGCACACACCGCACUGCUACCACUGGCAAUGCCAGCCCUGGGAAACUGGAGCACUCCAAGGCUGCCCCCUCCGUGCAUGUUCCAGGCAUGAACCGAUACUUCCAGCCUUUCUACCAGCCCAAUGAAUGUGGCAAAGCCCUCUGUGUGAGGCCGGAUGUCAUGGAACUGGAUGAGCUCUAUGAGUUUCCAGAGUAUUCCCGAGAUCCCACCAUGUACCUGGCUUUGAGAAACCUCAUCCUCGCGCUGUGGUAUACUAACUGCAAAGAAGCUCUUACUCCUCAGAAAUGUAUUCCUCACAUCAUUGUCCGGGGUCUCGUGCGUAUUCGAUGUGUUCAGGAAGUGGAGAGGAUACUGUAUUUUAUGACGAGGAAAGGUCUCAUCAACACAGGCGUUCUCAACGUGGGAGCCGACCAGUAUCUUCUCCCUAAGGACUACCACAAUAAAACAGUCAUUGUUAUCGGGGCUGGUCCAGCAGGAUUAGCAGCUGCGAGGCAACUGCAUAACUUUGGAAUUAAGGUGACUGUCCUGGAAGCCAAAGACAGAAUUGGAGGCCGAGUCUGGGAUGACAAAUCUUUUAAAGGCGUCACGGUGGGAAGAGGAGCUCAGAUAGUCAAUGGCUGUAUUAACAACCCAAUGGCAUUAAUGUGUGAGCAACUUGGCAUCAGCAUGCAUAAAUUGGGAGAAAGAUGUGACUUAAUUCAGGAAGGUGGAAGAAUAACUGACCCCACUAUUGACAAGCGCAUGGAUUUUCAUUUUAAUGCUCUCUUGGAUGUUGUCUCUGAGUGGAGAAAGGAUAAGACUCAGCUCCAAGAUGUCCCUUUAGGAGAAAAGAUAGAAGAGAUCUACAAAGCGUUUAUUAAGGAAUCUGGUAUCCAGUUCAGCGAGCUGGAGGGACAGGUGCUCCAGUUCCAUCUCAGUAACCUGGAGUAUGCCUGUGGCAGCAACCUUCACCAGGUAUCUGCUCGCUCCUGGGACCACAAUGAAUUCUUUGCCCAAUUUGCUGGUGACCACACCUUGCUAACCCCCGGGUACUCGGUGAUAAUUGAGAAACUGGCAGAAGGGCUGGACAUUCGGCUCCAGUCUCCAGUGCAGAGUAUUGAUUAUUCUGGAGAUGAAGCGCAGGUCACCAUUACAGAUGGCACAGGGUAUUCUGCACAAAAGGUAUUAGUCACUGUACCACUGGCUUUACUACAGAAAGGUGCCAUUCAGUUUAAUCCACCGCUGCCAGAGAAGAAGAUGAAGGCUAUCAACAGUUUAGGUGCAGGCAUCAUUGAAAAGAUCGCCUUGCAAUUUCCAUAUAGAUUUUGGGACAGUAAAGUGCAAGGGGCUGACUUUUUUGGUCAUGUUCCUCCCAGUGCCAGCAAGCGAGGGCUUUUUGCUGUGUUCUAUGACAUGGACCCCCAGAAGAAGCACAGCGUGCUGAUGUCUGUGAUUGCCGGGGAGGCUGUUGCAUCCGUGAGAACCCUGGAUGACAAACAGGUGCUGCAGCAGUGCGUGGCCACGCUCCGGGAGCUGUUCAAGGAGCAGGAGGUCCCAGAUCCCACAAAGUAUUUUGUCACUCGGUGGAGCACAGACCCAUGGAUCCAGAUGGCAUACAGUUUUGUGAAGACAGGUGGAAGUGGGGAGGCCUACGAUAUCAUUGCUGAAGAAAUUCAAGGAACCAUCUUUUUCGCUGGUGAGGCAACAAACAGGCAUUUCCCACAAACUGUUACAGGGGCAUAUUUGAGUGGUGUUCGAGAAGCGAGCAAGAUUGCAGCAUUUUAAGAAUUUGGUGGACCCAGCUUUCUUCUGUACCCCAGAUGGGGAAAUUGGAAUGACUUGUUAAACGUCGGUUUUAUAAGAGGGGGAAAAAGCCCUCUCUACACUGCAAAACUGAAACAUUUCUAAGGUGAUAUGAGGUAAAUCUAUUAUUUCAUCACUCUGAAAGCACUGAUCCCAAAAAUCCUUAUAAGCACUUAUAUUUAAUUGCAUUUUCCAUAGGUUCAACUACUGCUCAAAGUCUGGAUUUCAGAAUAAGGCAGAAUAUAAGCUUCAAUUGAAGCCAUGGGUAUGAUUGUUCCAUGGCUGGAAGUUCCCUUUAGAUUUCACAUUUUGUAUGGCUGACCAAUUUUCAUACAUUGAGAAACCAAGUCAAUCAAGCAGGAAUCAUUUAAAAAACCAGAUAAAGCCAUGUUUUUCGUCUGUGACAGUUUGUCAAUAUCUUUACCAAUGAGCCUUAAUAUUUUUUAUAUAGCUCCAAUAUUGAACUUUUACUUAAAAUUUAGAUAGAACUUUUUUUUGAUACAGCACAAACUCCAGUUGACAGUAAAAUGAAGUUUCUAGGUAUUUCAUAUUGUACAUAUUUUCUCCCAUUGGGUGUUCAAAAGAAGUUUAAAUUGAAGUAUCUUUUGUGAUAAAACGUUUUGGAGUUACGCACUUAUUGGUAAAACAGGCAAGUUUCCAUAUAGGUAUUGUAUCGUCGAGAGUGGAGCACAGAUAGUGUGGGCUUUACGCUGUAGACACAGAAUGUCUUUUUCUUAAAACCAGAUUUGGGUGAUAGAACACCUUAAAUAUCCUCAUUUUUGGCAACCACUAGGCAAAAAACUUGUCAGAAUAAUUUAAUCAAAGCCCCUCUCCACUUCUGCUUUUAUUUACAAGAACUGACUCAAUUGCUAGGAAUAUUUUUGCAGACUUUUCUUUUCAGUAUUCCAUAGGCAGGUCCACUGGAAAACUGCAGAAAAAUGUGAGCUCUCCUGGUAAAUACUAAAUAUUUUAUAAGCCAUAUUUAAAGGUCUAAGAACAUGGCAAGUACUUACUGUUUUCUUUUUUUAAAACACUCAUGGCAGAAAACCAUUUAUUGAUCUCAUUCUAAAAUAAACACUGGUUUCAGGGUCUUCAGGAUGCCGAUUUUGCCAAGAAACUUCAGUUUACCAGUUAGAAAUAAGCUUUUGUUUUCAAGUCUUAAACCAAUUCUUUAAUUAUAAUGGUUUGCUUAAAAAAAAAAGGGGGGACUAAAGAUGACUUUAAAGAGACUUUUCAAAAUACUAUUUAAAAUUUUUAAAAGGUCAGUUUAUAACACGUAAAUACCUAACACAAAUAAUGUACAGUGGAACUUACGCAUUUAAGAUACCAUGCCUCACCCCCGCCCCAAUCAAAGUAUAGUCCAAAAAAAGCCAACAGCUGUAUAUCUACAUUAACCCAAGACAACCCUGAUAUUUUGGUUAUUUGUUGAGACUCAUUGGUACUGACUGCCAAGUCUUCUGUUUUAAAGUACUGUGUAUUAAAAUGUUUAGACAGCAUGUGUUUUAAAGCGAUAAAUGCAAAAUAUUAAGUUUGAAAUGGUUAACAGUAAAUUAUUACUUUAGUUUCUGGGCACUUGAACUGUGCUACAAGUAGGGGAAACCUACCUAAAGUAUGGCAAAUGUGUGUUUUAAGUUUCCUAUCAAGUGACAUACUUCAUUUGACUUUUUGUUUAAGGAGCCAUGGUACUUUUUUCUUGAGUUAUUUGGAUAUGUUUUUUCAGUGCCAUCUGAAGAUUUUGUAAUUGAGUAGCAGUAAAUAUACAAAUUUCCAGUGUUUUAACUACAGUUCAUGAAUAGCUGUUGUGUAAAACUACUUAAUAAAAAACUAGACUUUCAAAUG
This is a messenger RNA of Callithrix jacchus (white-tufted-ear marmoset), 4929 nucleotides long. Lineage: Eukaryota; Metazoa; Chordata; Mammalia; Primates; Cebidae. The record is from RefSeq and is a predicted model, not a curated record.